Messenger RNA from Adineta ricciae, 612 nucleotides. NCBI's taxonomy places the organism in Eukaryota, Metazoa, Rotifera, Eurotatoria, Adinetida, Adinetidae. The record is from the annotation of a GenBank genome assembly.
AUGUCGUUCUUCGAAAACUUAUUCGGUCAUCAUGAGGCUCAAAAUGCCCAUCGACAAAUGUAUGAAGACUACUCGAAUGAUUAUGAUCAACGAGAACAUAAAGGAUCGUUUACACACGAAAUGAUUGCAGCUGCUGCUGGUUUUGAAGCAUUAAAAGCAUAUGAAGAUCGUUGUCGUCGUUCAGGUGAACAGAUUAGUCAUCCGAUGAUGAAAGAAAUACUUGCUGGAUUUGCUGCUGCCGAAGUUGAUAAACUUUUCGAGACAAAAGGUAUCGAUUACUUAGAUCGCGAAAGGGCCAAGAGAAUGGCUACUGAACAAGCUUAUAAAUUGGCUAAUGAUAAAUAUGGAUCAGGACAAGUUUAUCAAGGUGAUGAUUUCAAUAAUUAUCAACAACAAAAUUACAAUCAAGGUGGAUGGCAGAAUGAUGGUCAAGGUCAAGGAAGAUGGCAGAAUGAUUUCAAUCAAGAUUAUGGAGGUAGUAAUAGUGAUUAUCAAGAUAAUGGAAGAAAUAAUUAUGGAAAUCAGGGUCAACAACAAUGGGGAAGAGAAGAUGAUGAACCCAGACCCGAACAUCAUCAUCAUCAUCAUCAUCGACGAGAAGAAUACGAUUAA